ACACAUCAGUAACCAAUCAAUUCGUGGUAAUUUCACGUCAGAAAUCCGGCAUGAAUAAUAAGAUUUCUUUUCAGAAGCGUUUGAAAUAUUAUCAAGAAGAAGAUGGUAUAUAAAUUUCAUCUUAGGUCACGAUCACCACUUUGAAGCUCGUUCUGGACUCGUAAGCAGGAGGUCUUUGGUUUUAAACUUGUCUCCGAUCAGUUUUGUUGAGAUUCGAACUAAGGAUGGCGUUGCAAGGGAGUCUUCCUCCAUACGGCACGUUCCUGACAGCGGAACCUGGUCGUCUGACUACGGAGGAUCUCCGGCGUGGUGUGGUCGGUAUGCUCCCGUGUACUUCACGGGCAUGCGACCUGACCCACCCACUUCUCACUAUUCCUCAAGGCUAUUCGGGCAAACUAUUCGGUCGGCUUUACGAGCCCUCGCCUUCCCGUACCGGGGCGAUAGGGGGCAGCAAACCGAAGGUAGCCACUCCAGCCGUAGUAGAGAAGAUAGAGAGUUAUAAACACGACAACCCAACAAUCUUCGCUUGGGAAAUCAGAGAUAAACUCGUGGCAGAUGGAGUUUGUACAACAUCGACAGUACCGAGUGUGAGUUCCAUCAACCGGAUAUUACGUAAUAGGGCUGCGGAGCGAGCUGCAGCGGAGUACGCACGCGCAACCGAACAGGCUUAUCUCCGCGCGUAUCCGGAGUUAUGGUCCGGAUGCCAUGGAUCCCAACUUUUCAAUCCCAUGUCCAUGGCUCAAGCUCUGAGAGCAGAUAAAAUGAAGAGAACGCCAUCUACAUCAGAAACCAGUCAUUCUCCUCCUGGGAUUUCGGGUCAGAGAGGAUGUUGUUCUGUAUCUCCCCCUUCUUCUAUCGAUGACAGUUUCAGAUCGAAGGAAGCAGAAUCAAUACCGUCGAAUACCGAAUCAAGGGAGCCGAGUCAGAGCGUAAUCGACAAUGACAAGAUUGACGAUUCCACAUCCGAAGUCGCAUUCGUUCCAUCAUCUUCAUCUUUACACCUGCCUUCAUCGUCGUCGCUUGACCCGUCAUCUUCGCCUUCAUCGUCGUCGUCGUUCUCGAUGGAUGAUUUCGUCAAUAUGAGUCUCCUUGAUUGUCACAAUGCAGCUGCUGCAGCAGCGGCUACUGAGAUGUCAAUGGCGGCUGCGGCGGCUUCGGCAGAACGCAAGAAACUUAGACGCAGCCGCACGACGUUUACGCAAAAUCAACUGGCUGUGUUGGAGAGCGAGUUCGAAAAGACACACUACCCCUGCGUGAAUACGAGAGAGGAGCUGGCGUCCAAGACUAGCCUCUCGGAAGCCAGGGUUUGGUUCUCGAACCGUCGCGCAAAAUGGCGCCGUCACAAGAAAGUGCCCUCUACGGCCAUCCCUCACCAGGUCUCGCUCGCACAUCCCAGCCUUCGGAUGCCACUGUCUUCGUCAUCACCAUCCGUGGCAGCGGUGGGAUUGAUAUCCCAUCCCUACUACCAAUUCUACAGCGCCCUCCAGCGACCAGAAUCCUUCAGGCCUAUUGAGCUGGGAGGUUCCAAACUGCUCAAGUCUUCCCGUGUGACGUCAGCCUUCCAACCUGUGACGUCAGAUCUUGUUCGACAGUCCCCCUCGUCUUCCUAAACUCUUUGAUCUUCCAGUAAAAGAAAGAAAGUUGAAAAGUCUUGUAAGCAUUUUUUUAAAUGCUACCCAGGGAGGGGAGAAAGUGUAUACAUUGUGUACAGGCAUGCCAGAAUCUCGGGAUGGUUAUAAUAUCCGUGAAGCGCUUAAUUUGAGAGGUCGUUUCCGAUAUAAAAGCAGAUUGUUAUUAAUACUAUUAAAGUGCAAUUUAUACACAUUUUCUUGUAAAUGGUUAGGAACUGUGAUUCGCUGCAUAUUUAUGACGUGAGGGUAUUUUAUUUUUAUUUUAAGCCUACAUUAUGAAGACAAAUUUUCAAAGACUUUGUUUGUGCAGAUAAUGAAGAAAGCAUGCCUGUAGAAUGGCAUGUACAGGUGACAGUAUAAUUGGUGAAGGGGAGAAAUAUCUGGACUUUGAACCACAAGGUCCCAGGUUCAAUGUACGUUGGUAACACUCACGUCCUUUGACAGGGCGUUUAUCUACACUUGCCACUCUCCACCCAAGUAUAGGAAAUGGGCACCUCGUCGGAAAUUCCUCGACUGCCAUAGCGUCUGAUCAGGGUAGCCGUGACAAAGCCGGCGUAAUGGUAUAGAGGGACACCGUGUCAUAUGUUUUUGAAUCCAUGAUUUCGUUUAUUUACGCUUUCGAAUGUUCUUCAUUAUUUCCCUAGGGAGUGAUGAUAGGCCUGCUGUGGGAGUGCUUCAGCAUCCCAAGAAUUUUCUGGAGUGCUGCACCCCCUGGAAAUUUGGUAUACGUGACAAAAUGGAGAAAUAUUACCAUAUUGACAUACAUUUUUUUGGAUAGAAUCCCUGUUUUUCUUUGCUUGUCAAAUUUCUUGGGACAAAAAUGAGUUUCAUUCUUUUUUGUAGUGACACGCACCUCUUUUGUUAUCUUUUUUUUGGGGGGGGUUGUCAAAUUUAUAUCAGUACAAAAGUAAAAAAAUCGUUCCCAGAUCCAUGUCCUUCAAGACAGACAUUCAAAAGCAGUUGUGUAUAGAAACAGGCAAGACAUUUGGCGGGAGACUUUCAUACUUUAUACAUUCCAUCUAUCUAUUACAUCUCCAAGUCUCCAAAUGCACGUUUUAAUGUAUAUUUCAAUACCUAAACGUAUAUAGGCCUACUUCAUUAGAAUGAAAAUCAGUCUCUCAAGAUAUCCCAUUGAAGGUAUAUUGAUAAUGUUUGUGCAAUUGGGACAGGAUGUAAAAUAGACUUAUGAUAUUUUCAUAGUAACAGUGAUGAUCGGGUAAAAGUUAUUUCUGUGUGCGUUGAAAAUAAGUUUCUAAUAAAUCAUGCUAAGUGUUAUUCCAUUAAUAAAUUUCAAUAAUGGAUGAGUUGUUCAUCAUG
Molecule: messenger RNA, 2948 nt
Organism: Lytechinus pictus (painted urchin)
Lineage: Eukaryota; Metazoa; Echinodermata; Echinoidea; Temnopleuroida; Toxopneustidae
Product: paired box protein Pax-6-like
Exons: 8
Coding region: 225-1610 (461 amino acids)
Biological process (GO): anatomical structure development; regulation of transcription by RNA polymerase II
Molecular function (GO): RNA polymerase II cis-regulatory region sequence-specific DNA binding; DNA-binding transcription factor activity, RNA polymerase II-specific
Source: RefSeq, a predicted model, not a curated record